This is a messenger RNA of Fusarium subglutinans, 1197 nucleotides long. Its product is annotated as glycerate kinase. Lineage: Eukaryota; Fungi; Ascomycota; Sordariomycetes; Hypocreales; Nectriaceae. Gene Ontology annotation, molecular function: glycerate kinase activity. The transcript has a single exon. The record is from RefSeq and is a predicted model, not a curated record. The coding region runs from base 1 to 1197 and encodes 398 amino acids.
AUGGGCUCCACUGUCGCUACACCGAGUAUGAGAGUCCUUGUCUGUCCAUCUGGCUUCAAGGGCAGCCUUCAGCCCAGUGAGGCUGCAGACUGUAUCGAAGCCGGCAUCCUCGCUGUUGAACCUAACGCCUCCAUCCGCAAGGUUCCAUUGGUUGACGGGGGUGAAGGUUUCACCGAGGCCAUUGUCACAGCUACAGGCGGUUCAAUGCACCGCGUAGACGUGGUUGGACCCGUAGGAGACCAAGUCACGUCAUUCUUUGGUCUCCUCGGCCGCAGACAAGAUGCGCCAACCACGGCCGUCCUUGAAAUGGCUGCUGCUGCCGGCCUGAGCUUAGUGCCGCCCAACAGUCGCAAUCCAGGCAAGACAACAACCUUUGGUGUUGGCCAGCUGAUCCUUGCUGCCCUUGAUGCUGGAGCUACCCGCAUUUUGGUUGGAUGCGGUGACUCUGGGACGUGUGACGGUGGCGCGGGCAUGCUUCAAGCCCUUGGUGCAAGACUGGUUGAUGUCCAAGGACGCGUCCUCCCCUUGGCUGGUGGCGGCGAGUCACUCUUAGACCUUGGUUCAAUCGACCUGAAUGGAGUCGACGCGCGUGUCUUGAAAGCAAAAGUUGACGUCGCUGUGAAUUGGCAUAACGUGCUUUGCGGACCAGCUGGUGUGGCAAAUGUCUUUGGUCCCCAGAAAGGAUCAACCCCAGAGCAGGCCGCUCGCCUUAGUCUCGCCAUGGAAAAAUUGGCAAAUGUUGCUACUGACAUUCUUUGCGACAAAACCGUCCAAAGUGCUCCGGGAGGCGGUGCCUCAGGUGGUCUUGGAACGGGCUUGCGCUUGGUAGGAGCUACACUCAGACCCAGAUACGAGGUCAUCAUGCAGUACAUCAACUUGCACAGUAUCUUUGACGACUGCGACCUUGUACUUACUGCAGAGGGAGGCAUCGACGAUCAGACUCCAAGGGGAAAGAUCCCCGCAGAAGUGGCCAGACUAGCAAAGAAACAUGGACUUCCUGUGAUUGCCAUCGCUGGUACCAUUGGCCAGGGCGCCAGAGUGAACUAUGAUAUCGGGAUUGAUGCUUUUACAUGCAUUAUUCAACGCCCAAUGAGUCUCGACGAUGCGGUUCUGGAAGCGGAGAAAUUAACCCGGGAGAGUGCUGAGACUGUUAUGAGAAUUGUUAUGGUUGGGCGGAUGAUAGGCAGGUCCACUUGA